Rhincodon typus (whale shark) is the source of this 1180-nucleotide messenger RNA. Its product is annotated as myelin and lymphocyte protein-like. The record is from RefSeq and is a predicted model, not a curated record. Gene Ontology annotation, biological process: myelination. The transcript has 4 exons. Gene Ontology annotation, molecular function: structural constituent of myelin sheath. Bases 1 to 480 code for a protein of 159 amino acids. Gene Ontology annotation, cellular component: membrane. NCBI's taxonomy places the organism in Eukaryota, Metazoa, Chordata, Chondrichthyes, Orectolobiformes, Rhincodontidae.
AUGAGUGAUGGGGUGCCCAAUAUUUGGCUUGUCACUCGCUUUCAGGAGAAGGUCCUGAGCUUGACCGCCCCUUAUGGCAGACCGACCGUAACUGACUUGCUCUUCUUCCUACAGGUUUUUGGUGCAUUAGUCUGGAUCCUUGUGGCUUCUAUCAACGUUGCUGAUAAAUACAGCCAAGGCUGGGUGAUAUUUGUCUCCCUCCUCCUUUUUGUGUUAACUCUGCUCCUGCUGAUCUGUUAUUUCUUUGGAUGGCCUCGGAAUUCCACAGCCUGGUGUUUCUUGGAUGCUUCAUAUCAUGGUAUUGCAGCUCUCUUUUAUUUCAGUGCUGCAGUUCUGCAGGCUAAUUCGACAGUACGUCACCAAAGUUUGAAUGACAAGGUGUACAAAACUGAUACUGCAGCAACGAUAUUUGCAUUUGCAGCCACUGUGCUCUAUGUUGUUCAUGCCGUGUUCUCAUUCAAAAGGUGGAAAUCAGUGUAAGUGUCUCCGAGCUGGAUGGAAAGUGAACGUUGAACUUGUGGAAGACAUCUCUCAGAAAGUCGAUUUGUCUCCACUCAACGUAUAUCACAGUCAUGCAAUUGUGUAUUGAAAAUGGGGUGGUAAUUCUGUUCUGCUGAAGUGUAAUCUUAUUUUAAUCUUCCUGUAUUUUUCCAUUAUUUCUGUUCCCCGCAUCCCAGCCACUUUUCCCCGACCCAUACUGCCCAUUGUGACAGAUUGUUCAACUGUCGAGGGGUUUUGAGGUAAUUACGGAUGGGAAAAGGAGUUCAGUCCCAAAUCCAUCUCAACUCAGAUCAACAGAAGAGCAUACUUUCAAUAUAUGUUCAAGUGGGGUUCGAGGGUUUGAGCUAAAGGGAGAGACUGAGAGUGCAGUGGGGGUAGUUGGGGCUAUUUUCCCUGGAGUGACGGAGGCUGAAUGGUGACCUUAUAGAGGUUUAUGAAAUCAUGAGGGGCAUGGAUGGAGGUGAAUAGCCAAGGUCUUUAUCCCAGGGUAAGGGAGUCCAAACCUAGAGGGCUUGGGUUUAAGGUGAGAGGGGAAAGAUUUAAAAGGGGCAGAAGGGGAAACUUUCACAUAGAGGGUGUGCAUGUAUGGAAUGAGCUACCAGAGGAAGUGAUGGGGACUGGUACAAUUAUAACAUUUAAAAGGCAUCCAGAUUGGUAUACAAAUAGAAAGGGUUUAGAG